Messenger RNA from Mustela erminea (ermine), 1126 nucleotides. RefSeq names its product protein O-glucosyltransferase 3-like. Gene Ontology annotation, cellular component: endomembrane system. NCBI's taxonomy places the organism in Eukaryota, Metazoa, Chordata, Mammalia, Carnivora, Mustelidae. The record is from RefSeq and is a predicted model, not a curated record. Gene Ontology annotation, molecular function: glucosyltransferase activity.
AUGGGGUCUGGGCUCCUGGCGCCGGUGAGCGCGCCGUGGAGCCUCGUGUGGGGGCCUGGGCUGCGGGUGGGCGUCGUGCUGCCCGUCUGCUACUUCUACCUGCAGGCUGUGAACUCGCAGGUCCAGAACCUCACUCGCUCGCCCCCAGGUCAAACACUAUUCAAAGUAGUAAUCAGAUCUCUUUCACCUAAAGAGUUAGUCUGGAUUCACGUCCCCAAACCUUUGGACAGGAACGAUGGGACAUUUUUGAUGCGAUAUAAGAUGUAUGAAACUGCCAGCGAAGGGCUGAAGAUAGAGGUCCUUUACGGUGAUGAGCACAUGGCUCAGUCUCCUUAUAUUUUGAAAGGACCAGUGUACCACGAGUACUGUGAAUGUCCAGAAGGUCCUCUGGCCUGGCAGAAAACUCUUUCUUGUCCAACCAAGGAACCACAGAUUGCAAAGGAUUUUGCUUCCUUCCCCGGCAUCAAUCUCCAGCAGAUGCUAAAUGAAGUUCCAAAAAAGUUUGCGGACGAGAGGGGUGCCAUUGUUCACUACAUGAUUCUCAAUAACCGCAUCUACCGGAGAUCUUUAGGAAAGUACACAGACUUCAAAAUGUUCUCCGAUGAGAUUUUGCUGUCACUGGCAAGAAAGUACAAGUAUCAAGUGAAUGUGGAUGGGACCGUGGCGGCUUACAGAUAUCCAUACCUCAUGUUGGGUGACAGCUUGGUUUUGAAGCAGGACUCGACGUAUUACGAACAUUUCUAUAUGGCACUAACGCCUUGGAAACAUUAUGUUCCAAUUAAAAGAAAUCUUAGUGAUUUACUAGAGAAAGUUAAGUGGGCCAAGGAAAAUGAUGGAGAAGCCAGGAAGAUUGCAAAAGAAGGGCAGCUGGCCGCGAGGGAGCUGCUGCAGCCACACCGGCUCUUCUGCUACUAUUACGGAGUACUCCAGAAAUGCGAGCGCCAGUCCAGCAAACCCAAAAUACGUGAAGGGAUGCAGCUCGUUCCUCAGUCAGAUGAUAAUGCGUCCCCGUGCCAGGGCCUCCGGGAAAGACCUUCCAGAGAAGAGCUUUAAGUCAGCUCCCAUCGACAGUCCUGCAAGUGCCAGCGACAGGUUGAAGGCAAGCCUUCAGACAGAGGCCGGGCGG